Molecule: messenger RNA, 1222 nt
Organism: Aureobasidium subglaciale EXF-2481
Lineage: Eukaryota; Fungi; Ascomycota; Dothideomycetes; Dothideales; Saccotheciaceae
Exons: 3
Coding region: 444-1136 (230 amino acids)
Cellular component (GO): RNA polymerase II transcription regulator complex
Molecular function (GO): transcription cis-regulatory region binding; DNA-binding transcription activator activity, RNA polymerase II-specific
Source: RefSeq, a predicted model, not a curated record
CCAACAUGGUAGAAGCCCGCUUACUCACGAUGAGGGCCCGUCAGAACGUGCUUGUAGCCCGUAGGAAUUCGAUUCAACGGCUCUAGGCAGGUCUGUUUUCAUCGAAGCGUCUGACGCUGAUGUUCAAACUACUGAGUCUCCGUCAAGCCACUUGCCUUGUGCCGUGGUUUGAUUGACACACAAAAGCCCCUGCGUCUAUUGCUUGACUCGGACAGCUGAUUGCCCUUAAUUCAACAGGGAUCCCUGCCUCAAAACGUGUAAGCCACAUCAUCUGUUGAUACAAUAUCGUGUUUACUCCAGUCAACCAGGUCCAGAGGCAUCUAGGCGAUAACGCACUGGAGCUUGAUUCAUAACUUACCUUCUCCCAUAAUCGACAUUCUUGUACGUGGUUUCUAGCCUGAUCGUGUCAAUCUGCCAGUGGAUCUACGUCGAUCGAGCCAAACAUGAAUUAUCAACAGCCUUGCGCAACGAGUGCCUGUCACCAAGCCGAAUAUGCACCCCAAGGACACGGGUAUCCGCAUACACAGCCUGUAUGGUCGGCUGUCCCACAGUAUCAGUAUGGCUACGAGCAACACACAAUGGCUCCGCCAGUAGCCCAUGCCUUCGUCCAAGCCUCGGCCAUGAGCCCGAACCACACAUCGUCAGCCGAACCAGUAGUUGGCGGACAAAAUGGAUAUACGACAGUACCGCCUGGACAACAUUUGCUGUAUCGUGAUGGCGUAGAGGUCGAUUAUGGGCAACCCACCACUCCAAUGGUGGAGUUCAACGUUGACGAACUUCUGGAAUACCAGCGCCGACGCAGCAGUGCCACGUCUGAAGAGAAGGAACCCCUGACACCAGCACAACGUAGACGUAAGGCACAGAACAGAGCCGCUCAACGUGCGUUCCGUGACCGCAAACGACAGCGAGUGCAAGACCUAGAAGUUCAACUAACAGCCCUGGAGAUUCGAACAAGCUCUCUAGAAUCGGAUAACGAGAAGCUGAAACACGAGCUCCUCAGGACACGAGAGGAGAAUGAACUUUUACGAACCAUCACUCGACCGCAGCUGCCGGGCAACACAUUGCAGCCCGAUCAACGGAGACCAGUAACGAGACCGGACAGAAUUGAUAAACACCUACCAGCUGAACGACGUUGACACUACGGCCUUGAUGCAUUUUUCACGCCAGAAUGUCUUUCUCGACGCUCACCAACUUCUGUAAAUAGCCUAAGAGCGACCUGUAC